Messenger RNA from Perognathus longimembris pacificus (Pacific pocket mouse), 336 nucleotides. Its product is annotated as tetratricopeptide repeat protein 32-like. Bases 1 to 336 code for a protein of 111 amino acids. The record is from RefSeq and is a predicted model, not a curated record. The transcript has 3 exons. Gene Ontology annotation, molecular function: protein binding. NCBI's taxonomy places the organism in Eukaryota, Metazoa, Chordata, Mammalia, Rodentia, Heteromyidae.
AUGGCAGGCCGGCCGCGACACGAAGCCCAAACGGCCCUGGCCCAGGCCCACUUCGACAAGGGAGAGUUUGCCGAGGCCGAAGCGCUGUACUCGGCCUACAUCUUCCACAAACGCAGCCCCGAGGAUUUGGCUACUGCGUAUAACAACAGGGGCCAAAUCAAGUACUUCAGGGUUGACUUUUAUGAAGCCAUGGGUGAUUACACAGCUGCCAUAGGAGUGCAACCCAAUUUUGAAGUUCCGUAUUACAACAGAGGGCUGAUACUCUAUAGGCUGGGAUAUUUUGAUGAUGCUUUGGAAGAUUUUAAGAAGCUAUCAAACACCCUGUGGGAUGUGUAA